GUGAUUCCCCAGGUACUUCGAAAUACAAGGCACAGUUUUAUUUUGUUUCCUAUGCCCCGAUAACUCCGAGUAGGGUUCAAAACCUUGAUCGACCAAUCGCCGUAUGACUCGUGCCUUCCGACAACCCAAAUGUUCACGUUGGCCUUCUCAAUUCUAUUUUUGUUGAUCUUCAAGUCGCUCGUUGUUUCAUUAACCUUCAAAGUAUAGUUGUUUUUAUCGAAAGAAGAGCUGAGUAAGUCUCUUCUUGACGUUAAAAACAAAAUGACACCGGCCCAAAGUAAGACGCAAAUGGAGGAUACAUCAUGUAUCUGGGAGGCCGCUCCAGCUGUCAGCCCUGACCAGCUUGCAGAGCUGAAUCGAAAGAUGAAACGGCAAAAAUAUGGUGUAUGGGCCCUCUUGCUUUUCAUCAAGUAUGUAUUCUUCCUUUAAUUGCGACCGACAUAUUCUUAACUCUUUUCUAGUGUUACCUUCAUUUCAACCUAUUUGGUCUGGCCAUCUUCUCGUUUUCAUCAUGUUGUUGCCAAUUCAAUGACAUAUAUCAAUACAUUUAUGAUGUUUCGGAUCACUUUUAAUUCUACUCGAGAUUAUAUGUUCCCUAAAACUGCAGCUCAAGAGGAGAUUGUUAUUCCCAAAACCCCGGAAAGCCUGGCUAUCCUCAUGACUUGCUAUGAUGAGACCGAGCAGGAAAUCAAAAACUCGCUCGAUUCUCUCGUUACCCAAGCAGGCCUGCAAAAGCACCGCCAAGCAAUGUUCGUGGUCUGUGACGGAAAGAAGAGGAAAGGAACAGGUAUGCAAAAGACGACAGCUGAGAUUUUGGAGCACGACGUGUUUGUCAAUCGUACUCCCAAGAAGACCAUCAAAAAUGCGUAUAUGGGUUGGAGACGAAGACCUGUGGACGUGGACAUUUUCACCGGAACUUACGCAAACAUGCCCUUUUGCUGCAUCGUCAAGCAUGAAAAUCAAGCAAAGCGUGACAGUCUAAUCAUGGUGCGAUCGUUUUUGCUGAAACACAAUUCACGACAUGAGCGACCAAGGACCAUCUUCAACCCGGAAACCUUCAACACUCUCUCAACGUGGCUCUUCGAAGCAGCCAAGAUAGAUGUGGUGGACCACAUUAUCGGAAUCGAUGCCGACACGGUCUUUCAUCCUUCUUGCAUCAAAUACAUGGUUGAGGAAGCUCGUCGCCCGCAGACCACGGCAGUCCUGGGAUACAUGGAAGUCAACUUUAACAGCCGAAAGAUUCCGUCUUUUUGGGAUAUAUUACAAAACUCGCAAUACUUUGUGCGUCAGAGAGCACUACGAGUUUACCAGUCCACCAUAACCGAACGUUGCACGUGUCUUGCCGGUUGUUGUCAUCUCUUGAAAGUAUGUGAAACCAACUGUGGUGACGAGGUUCUUCUAGGCCCAUUCGGCUACUAUCCUGGGCCAAAGGACAAUCUUUGGAGACAUCUUAUAGCCAAAGUCGGAGAGGACCGGCAUCAUGCCUCGCUUGUACACAGUAGAAAACCGGAAGCGAAAAUGAGGAUGGCAGAAAAGGCUAUCGCUUAUACCAACGUGCCACAAAGCCUUUCUGCUUAUUUGAACCAGCGAAGACGGUGGAGUUCAUCGGCGGUAUGCAACGAAUUGCUUAUGUUAUUCGGCCCACAUACUCACUUGUUCGAGCGAGUAUUUGCUGCAUUUCUUCUGCUCUAUUGGGCGUUAUUCGUAUCUCUGUUCAUAUGUAAAUGGGUGCCAUUUAUUCCAGGGUUUAGUGAGUUAUUCCGAGCCGAAUAUUGUUUGCGUUGAGUUGCUAAUGCAAUUAGAUUCUACACCGUCCCGGAAAUCGACGAGUUGGGCCCUAACCAUGGUCUACCGCGUAUAUUAUCUAUGCUUACUCGUUGGCGUUCCUCUUCCAAUGUGGUCUCGCCUUUACAUAGGCCUGGGUAUGGUCUUUGGAAACUAUAUCGGGGUAUACAUUAAAGCGAUUCAUAUGACAUACACACUUCUCUACAUGGACUAUUUCGGCUGGCGCGAGUCAUUGGCUGCCGUGUAGUUUUGAUCGAACUUAUUUCCCACUACAGCAUUAGCUUGAGUGGUAUUCAAUGAUAAUUGGAGGUACUUGAUCAAUCGAAAACGUCUGGUAUUUGGUUCAAUGCAUCCUUUUGGGUUUUGACUUUUGUUCAAUCACGAGAAAAGAGGUAAGUGGGCGUUUCAUCAUACGAUAACAUCUUUGGGAUAGAAGAUAGAAGUUAGAUCGAUUAAUAGAUAUUUUUGGGCAUUUUUCCCAUGUUAACACAACC
Messenger RNA from Hymenoscyphus albidus, 2279 nucleotides. The record is from the annotation of a GenBank genome assembly. NCBI's taxonomy places the organism in Eukaryota, Fungi, Ascomycota, Leotiomycetes, Helotiales, Helotiaceae.